Molecule: messenger RNA, 4762 nt
Organism: Onychostoma macrolepis
Lineage: Eukaryota; Metazoa; Chordata; Actinopteri; Cypriniformes; Cyprinidae
Product: gastrula zinc finger protein XlCGF8.2DB-like
Exons: 3
Coding region: 403-1560 (385 amino acids)
Source: RefSeq, a predicted model, not a curated record
CAACGUAAAAUUUCUAUUUGUAACAUUUUUAUCAAGUUUGUAUCUGGUUUUGUUCUCUAAUUUAAAUCUCCACUGUGUGUGUGUGUGUGAAUACACAUAGCUUACUUUUGUUGGAGGUGAUUUUCAGCACACAAUUAAACACUAUGUAAUGUAUUUCGCUACAAAUAAAAUUCUCUGAUGUGUUCUGUUAUUCGUAUGUGUUUUCUUUUCUGUAAAUAUGCACUUUCUGGGAUUGUAGACACAGCAGCGCGUGAAGAGGACUUUUAUUUUGAUUUGGUUACAUGACGUCAUAGAGCCGCGUCCCUGCGUCUGUGUUUCGGCCGAAGAAAGUUAUUAUAAAGUGUUCAAACAGAAAAACUCCUGCUGAAGUGACUGAGAUCCACGUGACACAGGAUUAUAAAGAUGGUGUUUAUUAAAGAGGAGAGUGAAGACAUGAAGAUUGAAGAAACAUUCAGAGUCAAACAUGAAGAUACUGAGGAACAAACAGACCUGAUGGUGCUGAAAAAGGAGAGUGAAGUGCUGACUGAAAUGGAAGAAAAAGAUCAAUAUAAGAAUCAUGAUUUCAUCACAGGAGAAAAAAAAUUUAGUUGCUCCCAGGCUGAAAAGACUUCCUCACAAAAAAGGGCUAAAAAGACAGGAACUACAAGUAAUGUCACCUGCCAACAGUGUAAAAUGUGUUUCAACCAACAUGAAAAGCUUAAAGUCCACAUGAGAGUUCACUCUGGAGAGAAGCCUCGUACCUGCCAACAUUGUGGAAAGCGUUUAUCUAAAAAAGUAAGCCUUAAAAGACACAUGAGAGUUCACACUGGAGAAAAGCCUUACCUGUGCCCGCAGUGUGGAAGGAGUUUCAGUUUGAAAGGAAACCUUAAAGUCCACAUGAAAGUUCACACUGGAGAGUACCCUUUCAUCUGCCAACAGUGUGGAAACAGAUUCACUCUUAAGGGAAGCCUUAAAAACCACAUGAAAAUUCACACUGGAGAGAGGCCUUACACAUGUCCUCAGUGUGAGAAGAGUUUCACUCAGAAAGAAAGCCUUAAAAAGCACAUGAGAGUUCACACUGGAGAGAGACCUUACACAUGUCCUCAGUGUGAGAAGAGUUUCACUCAAAAAGAAAGCCUUAAGAGACACAUGAGAGUUCACACUGGAGAGAACAUUUUCUACCAACAGUGUGGAAUAAGUUUCACUCAAAAAGGAAGCUUUAACAGACACAAAAUUCACACUAUAGAGAAGCAUUUUACCUGCCAGCAGUGUGGAAAGAGUUUUGAUCAACAUGAAAACUUCAAAUCCCACAUGAGACUUCACUUUGAAGAGAAGUCCUAUACAUGCCCUCAGUGUGGAAAGAGCUUCAGUCAAAAACAACACUUUAAAGACCACAUAAGAAUUCACACUGGAGAGAAGCCUUUCACAUGCCAACAAUGUGGAAAAAGUUUCACCCGAAAAGAUAGCCUUAACAGGCACAUGAGAGUUCACACUGGAGAGAAGCCCUUCACAUGUGGUCACUGUGGAAAAAGUUACAGUUCUAAAACAGCCCUUAAGUACCACAUGAGUUUUCAUGUAUGAGAGAACUGUUUUUGCAUGUUGUGUGGAAAUAAUUUCACAGACCGGAGACUUCAUGUUUGAGAGACUGUAUAAUGCGCUGAUUAUUGAUAUGGUACUAAAUCACCUUAGAGUGCUAAAUUCAAUAUUAAUGUCCAGUGACUAUGAGAGGAAUAAAGAAGUAAGAGUUAUAAAUUAGAUCCUGUGUAUUGAUUAGUCAAAUGAAGAAUGAAUUAGUUCAAAUUUACAUGUCAACUGAAGUAGAAAUCUGUAUCAAAUAAAUACAUAAAACUGUGUAGACAUGCAAAAUAAUAAACAAACAAUAACAGAAACAGGCUUAUGAUUCAAAAGCUACAGAGACCUGGAGAUCUGGCAAUAGCUGCUUUUCUACGGUCAGGCCAGUGCAAGCCAGGGCUUUCAACAUCCCGGGCAGGGCUAAUAGCCUCGAAUCUAUAGCACCGAGCAUAAAAUCACACUGUGUUUCCACCAGAAGCUCCAUAGCACUUAACUAAAACAAGCCCUUUACUUGCCUCUCUGGAACAACGUCACACAACUCGCAUUUCACCAACAAAGGGAAGUUUUAUCAGACUCACAAAAUGAACAUAAAUGAAUGCCUUUAUUACUUAAAGGGUUACUCCACCCAAAAAAAUGUUGUUCUAAACCCGUAAAAGCUUUGUUCGUCUUCAGAACACAAUUUAAGAUAUUUUGGAUGAAGACCGGGAGGCGUGUGACUGUCCCAUUGACUGCCAAACAAUUAACACUGUGAAGGCCCAGAAAAGUAUGAAGGACAUCAGGGCCAGCGCUAGCUAUAGGCAGAGCAGGCGUUUGCCAAGGGCCUCGGGCUUGGAGGCGGGGCCUCCAUAACCGUAACCUAAUUCACUAAUUCGCCAGUCAAGACAGGCAGGUUAAGACUAGGCUCUUUGUCCAUUGGAUAUAAAAUAACUGUCACUCACCUGAAAAGGAACCAGUUAAUAUCGCUAUUUAAAUGUGGGUCUCCACCCACUGAAUGCAUGAAGAGACUGUGUACAGUGAUGAAUGAAAUCCAAUUUUCCUGCAUAUUGCUUGAUGGCGCUGAAACCAGUGCAUCCCUCGGGGGCUUCUAAGCGAAAAGCUAAAUAGGCACGCAAAGAAAGCGCAGCUCGCGAUGCAGGUAUGUAAGCUAUUGUCAUGUAUUUUGAUUGUAAUGUAUAUAAUUAAAAUUAACGGAGCCUCAUUCUACCGAUUCGCGUCAGCACCUUUUGAAGAUGAAUCAUUAUUUGCUGCCGGAGUUCAAAACAGCGCGAGCGCCAUGAUGCGUUUAGACUUUAAAUUUGCAUAUGUAUAACGUUUUGAAUCUGAGCUGAUCGACUGUACAUUGAUACUGCAGGAUCUGACUUUUAACAUACUAAAGAAAAAGUAAAAGUUCAUUCAUAAAAAAUAAUUGCAGCUAGGCUGGAGCAUUGUUUAUUAUUUCAAAAAAGUACCUCAACUAUCUGUAUAAAUUUCGGUGAUGUUUACGUUAUCUUAAUAGCCUACUUCAUAUUUACAUUUUCAUAGUUUUUUUUUAGUUUUCAAAUAAAUUAUGCUCACAGACCCCUCACCCAAUACACAUACUCGGUGCCAGUAGGACUGUCGAGGACUUCAGGCCCCUGGUUCCAUGGCAACCCAUCAGAUAACACUAGUUUUAUUGCUCAAAGGAAUGCAAAUGCAGAGCAACUCACUACCUCUUGCCUAUAGGAAAGACAUUAUGCCAUAAAAAUGGACUCUUCUCCAAUUAAUUCAAAGAAAAACCUUUCUUUGAACGAACACGCAUAUCAUUCAGGUCACUGUGUAUAUUAUUACUAUUCUUGUAUAUGUUUUUGUGUAUUAUAUGCUGUCUUAUGCAUGCUUAUGAUAGAUCACUAGUUAAUAUCACUCUUACUGUAAUAUGUCUGGUCUCUAUCAAUUCGUCUUCGGAUGAUCUAAUUGAGAGUGAAUAUUACAUGUUGAUACCUAUGCAACAUAUUAAUGUCCUAAGAAUCUUUAAUAGUUUGUAUAUCAACUUCUAAUCCAACCCCUUUUGCAAAUUACCAUGCUCUCAGACAAAGGGUCAUACCGGUAUGCUCCAACAUAUCUCAGUCUGCGGUUCUGUUAGAUCCUAGAAGGAUGUGAGCUAGAACUCUUCUGGACCCUUAAAUCGUGCGCCAGGCCUUGCAGCCUUGACUUUCCAUUCAACCAAAGCUCCUCGGACCUCAGAACCGGAAUAACCUCUUUGGAAUUCAUCACUCUUCAACCCGGAAGAACGUGAUCGCGAGUCCAAAACCUUGAAAACAUAAAGACUUUUCAUCCGAGACUGCAUUCCAGACACACGCCAACAGCCGUGGAAGUGCAAGUAUGGUACAUCUAACUAAACUAAACAGAGAUUUAGUAUAAGUUAUAGACCCCGUUAUAAACGGCGCUGAUGGUUUUACUCAGGUGGUUAACUGACUCUUUCCAUAACUGCAUUUUGCUUUCUCUAAUGGCUUCAUUCAUCCACUUUAGCUCCCCUUUUGUGUAUACACGUGAGUGUAUGUAUGUUUGUUUGUUUGUUUGUUUGUUUAGAUUAGUUAUGCGUGUUAGCGUUUAGUUAAUAAAAGUUGUGUGCACAAAUUACAUGAGUUUCUGGUUCUGCCUUGCAAAUUAAUGUCCGUUUAUGAUUUUUGAUCCUUACUACAUGCUCUAAUGCAUUAAUACUUAGGAAAGUAUUUUCUGUGGCCACGAAAAUAUCCUUUCUUAGAGUCGAUAUGAACUUACACUGAAUGGUCGCUGGAUGACCAGAUCAGUUGAUGGCAAUUUAAUUCUGCUACAGUUAUUACUGUCAGCCGAUAUAAAUAAUUGUAAUUAAUCAUAAUUAACUGUAAUUAUUUGUAUACAAUUCCCUUUUGAGCUAAUUUGCUACACAAUUGUAUUAUUUUAGUGUCACCUAGCUAAUGACAUUACUUGUUUUAAACACUACUUGCUGUAGGAUCACUGAUGAGAUAUUUAAAAACAAGUGGCGAUUCAGAAGAACAACAGGGCAGAGAGAGAGAAAAGCAAGAGAGUAACAUUGAGGUAGAGAAUCAACAGGGCAAAGAAAGUGAAGAUCCAGGGAGUGAUUAUGAGGAAGACCAACUACAGGGCAAAGAGCCAGAGAGUGUUUGUGAGGAAUUCGGCAAAGAGAGUGAAGGGCCGGAGAGUAGCCAUGAGGUUGAAGGCAACAGUAGUGAGAGACUAGAAGUCACUGAGUCUG